GGUGCCCGCGCGCCGCCGCCAUGCCGAUCAACAAGGCUGAGAAGCUGGAGAAGCCAGAGAGCUGUGACAAUGUCAAGGUGGUGGUUCGGUGCCGGCCUCUCAAUGAAAGAGAGAAAACAAUGGGCUACAAAAUGGCAGUCAGCGUGGAUGAGAUGAGGGGAACAAUCACUGUUCACAAGACAGACUCCUCCAACGAGCCCCCAAAGACAUUUACCUUUGACACAGUGUUUGGGCCAGAGAGCAAACAGCUGGAUGUCUAUAAUUUAACAGCCAGACCUAUCAUUGACUCAGUGCUGGAAGGGUACAAUGGUACUAUUUUUGCAUAUGGGCAGACUGGAACAGGGAAAACUUUCACCAUGGAAGGGGUACGAGCUGUUCCUGAGCUCAGAGGCAUCAUUCCCAAUUCCUUUGCCCACAUAUUUGGUCACAUUGCCAAGGCAGAGGGAGACACAAGGUUUUUGGUUCGUGUCUCUUACCUGGAGAUUUACAACGAGGAAGUGAGGGACCUGCUGGGAAAAGACCAGACCCAGAGAUUAGAGGUUAAGGAGAGGCCUGACGUGGGGGUUUACAUCAAAGACCUUUCUGCCUACGUGGUGAACAAUGCAGAUGACAUGGACAGGAUCAUGACUCUGGGACACAAGAACCGUUCUGUGGGUGCCACCAACAUGAACGAGCACAGCUCCCGUUCCCACGCCAUCUUCACCAUCACCAUCGAGUGCAGUGAGAAGGGGGUGGAUGGCAACAUGCACGUCCGCAUGGGCAAGCUGCACCUCGUGGACCUGGCUGGCUCUGAAAGGCAGGCAAAAACAGGAGCCACGGGGCAACGCCUGAAGGAAGCCACCAAGAUCAACCUCUCCCUCUCCACCCUGGGGAAUGUCAUCUCUGCCCUGGUGGAUGGCAAGAGCACCCACGUCCCCUACAGAAACUCCAAACUCACCAGGCUCCUGCAGGACUCCCUGGGGGGCAACUCCAAGACCAUGAUGUGUGCCAACAUUGGCCCUGCAGACUACAACUAUGAUGAGACCAUCAGCACCCUCAGGUAUGCAAACCGGGCCAAGAACAUCAAGAACAAGGCCAGGAUCAACGAGGACCCCAAGGAUGCUUUGCUGAGGCAGUUCCAGAAAGAAAUCGAAGAGCUAAAGAAAAAACUGGAGGAAGGGGAAGAGAUAUCUGGCUCGGAGAGCAGUGAUUCUGAAGAGGAGGAGGAAGAUGAGGAGGGGGAAAUAGGAGAGGAUGGAGAGAAGAGGAAGAAACGUCGGGGCAGUAGCAGCAGCAGUAGUUCAGACUCCACAUGCUCUGUCAUAGAGAAACCUCUGGAUAAGUCCUUCACUAACCAAGCAGGCAAAAAGAAAGUUUCCCCUGAUAAGAUGAUUGAGAUGCAAGCAAAGAUUGAGGAGGAGAGAAAAGCUCUUGAAACAAAGCUUGAUAUGGAAGAAGAAGAAAGAAAUAAAGCCAGAGCUGAACUGGAGAAGAGGGAGAAAGACUUGCUUAAAGCUCAACAAGAGCACCAGUCCCUGCUGGAGAAACUCUCUGCCCUGGAGAAGAAGGUGAUUGUUGGAGGAGUGGAUUUGCUGGCAAAAGCAGAGGAACAGGAGAAGCUCCUGGAAGAAUCCAACAUGGAACUGGAAGAAAGAAGGAAGAGAGCAGAGCAGCUUCGGAAGGAGCUGGAGGAGAAGGAGCAAGAACGUCUGGACAUCGAGGAGAAGUACACCAGCCUCCAGGAGGAAGCACAGGGCAAAACCAAGAAGCUGAAGAAAGUUUGGACCAUGCUGAUGGCUGCCAAGUCAGAGAUGGCAGAUCUGCAGCAGGAGCACCAGAGGGAGAUCGAGGGCUUGCUGGAGAACAUCCGGCAGCUGAGCCGGGAGCUGCGCCUCCAGAUGCUCAUCAUCGACAACUUCAUUCCCCAGGACUACCAGGAAAUGAUUGAAAACUACGUGCACUGGAAUGAAGACAUUGGAGAGUGGCAGCUGAAGUGUGUUGCAUACACAGGAAACAACAUGAGGAAGCAGACACCUGUCUUGGAUAAAAAAGAAAAAGAUCCCUUUGAAGUGGACCUUUCCCACGUUUACUUAGCUUACACUGAGGAGAGCUUGAGGCAGUCUCUGAUGAAGCUGGAGAGGCCCAGAACUUCCAAAGGAAGGUCCAGGCCCAAGACUGGGAGAAGAAAACGUUCAGCAAAGCCAGGAGCCGACAUUGAGUCUCUGCUGCAGUAGGUGUGACCUGCUCAGAAUGGCCAUAAAAAAAAAAUAAUCUGGGAGGAGUCUCUAAGAUUGGGCCAGAAAAUGGGAUCCAAGAGAUGGCAGAGCUUGACCUGGCUGGAAAAAAUCCAUGCCUGGCUGGGAUGGAGCUUUAUUUAACAACAAAAACAAAAAUACUGUAUUUUUUUUCCUUAGUUGCCUGUACAUUGUAUGUUAUAUUAACAUAAGAUGGAAGUGGUACAUCUGAUGGCUGUGAAGUUCCCUGUGGUGAAGGUGUUGGUGGCAAGCCUUGGUGAAAUGGGUGAAAAAUCAGGUUUUUAGGUGUCUGUUUGAAGUGCUAGCUGUGUUUGCUCCAAACAGGGGAGGAAACCCUGAUUUCCCUCUGCUUUCUGCCCUGCUCUGCACACCCCUGGCCACCUCUCACUCCAUCCCACUGCUCUGUGGCUGCUGCAAACUUUUAGGAGUGUCAAACCCUCUUAUUUAACCAAACCCUCUUAUUU
This is a messenger RNA of Calypte anna (Anna's hummingbird), 2698 nucleotides long. It is a transcript of the gene KIF3A, whose product is annotated as kinesin family member 3A. NCBI's taxonomy places the organism in Eukaryota, Metazoa, Chordata, Aves, Apodiformes, Trochilidae. Bases 21 to 2213 code for a protein of 730 amino acids. Gene Ontology annotation, molecular function: microtubule motor activity; ATP binding; microtubule binding. The transcript has 19 exons. Gene Ontology annotation, biological process: microtubule-based movement. The record is from RefSeq and is a predicted model, not a curated record.